Peromyscus leucopus (white-footed mouse) is the source of this 652-nucleotide messenger RNA. It is a transcript of the gene Cimip1, whose product is annotated as chromosome 4 C20orf85 homolog. Lineage: Eukaryota; Metazoa; Chordata; Mammalia; Rodentia; Cricetidae. The record is from RefSeq and is a predicted model, not a curated record. The transcript is spliced from 4 exons. Bases 60 to 476 code for a protein of 138 amino acids.
GCGACAAAGGACACAGAGUCUAGGGCAAGAGGGCACCGGUUUGCCGAGGCCCGUAAGCCAUGGCGGCUCAGAAGCCGCUCAGCACCACUGCGGCAGAGCGCAUGAACCUUGUGGCCCAGGACGAGAUCUGGAGAUACCGUCUGAAGGCUGAAUAUAAAGCCCAGGAAGAAUGGCCGAUGAAGUGGGGAUAUUUGAUGACCUCCAUGGAGAAGCUGCUGGAAGGUGAAGAAGAACCACGAACCCCAAAGCCCAAGAUCGAGCUGCCCAGCCACUUCCGUGUCCGGCCAGUGAGCCCCAUGGACAAAUACAUCAAGAUCCUUCCAUCACCUCCAAUCCCAAAGACCACCCAGAGCUUCAUCGGAUGGCGAUCUGGGGUGCCAGGCCUGAACAAGUGCUUGGAGCAUGACACAGAGAUCCGCAGCUGCAAAGGGGCUUACGCCCGAGAGCUGCACUGGCCAGAGCAAGGCGUGUACUGAAUGUCACCAUGGCUUCAGGUGGGAUGUGCCCUGUGCCUGGGUGAGCCUCCCCUGGACGGCUCCCCACGUCUCUAUGGAUGUUCUGAAGGACAACAGUUUACCUUAGGUGUUGUUGUUCAUUGGUGCUCCCAAGAUUCUUGGCUAACAUAAGGUAAAUAGAUACUCUGGUUUAUUUA